GCCGGCUGGGAGCGCCACGAUGCCAUGCAGCUGGGCCUUCAGGACGAGCCUGCCUUCGCAGAUUUGUUGGAGGCCGUUCGCGAGGCCAUCCCCUCCCUGGAGCAGAAGGGUCUUUCACGAGUGCUCAUGGGCCUUGGAGAUACGCACGAGGACCUGCCAUUCGCUCAUGCGACGACUCCUUAUGCGCACCUGCAAAGGGUGGUCGCGGUAGCUGAAGCAGCCUGCCUCAGGCUGCAGGUCUUCUGGAAGGAAGCUACAUCCGAGAAUCUGGAUGACAGGGAUUUGGGAUUUCCUCUUUUUGCGCUGUCCCGCCUGGCCAUCUACAACGAGGAUACCUUCGCCAUGGGCUCUGCACAUCUCGCGGCAAAGAUCACAGGAGAGCUGCCCGCAGCAGCUCUGAGGCAGUGGCUCCUGGCUUGCAACAGCGUCAACCACUCCCUAGCAGAACAUGAGACGCCGAUAGCUGCGUACAAGCCUUUGGGAGGUUGGGGGCAGGAGGAAGACAGCCGGUUACAUCAAAUGGCCGGGGCGUUGGUGGUCUUCAAGAACCCUGAUCCCUUGUUGGCGGAUGUACUUCGGGAAGUCCUGCGACGGCCAGCAAGCCAGAUGAAGUCCAGCAAAGCCGUGGCGCUAUACGGUCUUCAGGCAGUGCGCUUGCUCAGCGAGGCCGGCGCCAUUUGCACGUCCAUGCCUCUGAGUGAGGCCUUCCUGACCAGCGAGUUGGAGAGGCAUUUGGAGGUGAAGUCUGGAAGAGUUCGACGGCGCUCGAAGUUGGAGACCGUGGUUGGCGAGUCCUUGCAGCGCUGCGGCUUCGAGCCCGUGCACGACGUGCUGGCUGGCCCGGGCCUUUCUGCAGACUUUCGUUGUCUUCGCCGUGGUCGGAGCUUUUUUGUGGAG
Messenger RNA from Symbiodinium sp. CCMP2456, 897 nucleotides. The record is from the annotation of a GenBank genome assembly. NCBI's taxonomy places the organism in Eukaryota, Dinophyceae, Suessiales, Symbiodiniaceae.